Messenger RNA from Vanrija pseudolonga, 1317 nucleotides. RefSeq lists its product as uncharacterized. The transcript has a single exon. NCBI's taxonomy places the organism in Eukaryota, Fungi, Basidiomycota, Tremellomycetes, Trichosporonales, Trichosporonaceae. The coding region runs from base 1 to 1317 and encodes 438 amino acids. Gene Ontology annotation, molecular function: protein binding. The record is from RefSeq and is a predicted model, not a curated record.
AUGAAGGCACCCACGGGGCCAAAGGACGACGAGUCUCACACGACUGGCUCCACUCCACCAUCCGCCGUAUCCCACGGAGAUGGCCGCAGCAACAGCACUGCAGGGCCAAGCAGCGCACCGGGCCCGAUUACGCACCUUCCACCCGAGCUGUGGAUCGCCGUCCUAUCCCAUCUCGAGCAUGACGAGCUCGUCCCGCUCCGCCUCGUCAACCGCCAACUGUCAACGCUCGCCCUCGCCCCGUGCCUCCACAGACGGCUGACCCUCUUCCCUCCGCUGGUUCUCACCCCCGUGCUCCGCAAGAUCCUCCCACACGUCCGCCAUCUGAGCGUUCACCUCGCUGGCUCUCCACGGGGGUGGGGCGCCCUCGCCAGCUCUUCACAUGGCGCUAGAAACCCCCUCUUUCCCAGCAGCUACAUCGACGGAGUGCGCCCGGCGCGCUGUAGCUCCCCACACCCAAGCACCUCCCUGCGCGCCCUCCUCGCCCUUAUACAUCCCGGACAACUCCGCGCCCUCCACCUCCCGCACGCCGCCGUGCCGUGGGACGAGCUCGCCCCCGAGCUCGCCAGGAUUGGCGGGAAACUCCACACCCUCGACCUCCGUGGUGGCGGCCUCGCGCACUCUGCCGCGCGUGCGCUCCCUGUGCACCUGCGGGAUCUCAACCUCUCGUACAACUGCAUCACGAGGCUACCACGCAUAUCCUCCCUCCAGCGCCUCGAGGUGCUGACCCUCCGCGGCUGCUUCAUGAUCCCCAUGCCCGAGGUCGCGCGGCUCCUGUCCAACCUUCCCGAGACGGUGCACACCCUCGACCUGAGCGAGAUGCAGCAGGUUGAGGUCCCCGCGCUCAUGGCUCUGCGGGUGGCUUCGGACCCCGGACCAAGCGCGCUCAAGUGCGUGAAGCUGGCGGGCAUCGACCACCUCACGCGGGCCGAUGUGCGCGCUCUCCAGCGUCAUUGGGCGGAGCGCCGCGCCGCUUGCAGGGGAGAGGAGGCGCCACGAGCAAUCCAGCUCCUCACGCCCCCACCGUCGCCGCCUUCCUCUUUCCUGUCGGGGUCCCCGGAACGGAGCGCGUUUCACACCCCGACGAUGAUGCCGGCAACGCCGCCGACACGCUGGCUCCCGCACGCGACACCUCGGAAGCUCCCGCCGACUCCACCAGAAUCGGCGAAGCGGCCGCACGACGACGACCACAUCAACAUUGUGCACACGGCUCUUCUGGAGAGCGACGACGAGGCGGGAUACCGCCAGUUCAUUGGCGAAGUUGUUGGCGGCACGCUGGGUCUCGGUAUUGGUGGUCCCCUGGCUGAGGCAGGGGCAUGA